AUGCACCCCCAUGAUACUUUCCACGCCGACGACACCGCUGCCGGCGACUCUCUUGCCCAACCGUCCAAGACGCGCAGCCUGUCGGACGGCGCCGGCCCCCAGCUCUCGCCCUCGCCCUUCAUCGUCGAGGCCCAUCGCCGAACCUCAAAGGACGACACUUCCCUCGCCAGCAAGCCCCGGGACAUGGCCGCCCCCGUCACGCCUCGCCGCCAGGGCUUUCCCAUCGCCAGCGGCCUCAACCUCGCCCUCCACAUGCCGUCGCAGGAUGGCCAAUCUGCCGCCAUGGCUGGGAUCAGCCCCUACGCGAAGCCGACACUGACGCCGACGCCGCUGUCCCCCAAGCUCGACCACUCCCAGAUCUACGCGUCGCCCACAAACAUCCUGCCACGACGCUCAAGAGGUCUCGACUUUUCACGGGCAGCGACCAGCCUACACCACUCCACCCUCGCCGAACAGACGUCGCCAGACACAUCUCCCACCAUCAGCGGGCGUGCCAUGAAUAUACCGGGCCGCGGCAGCUACGAUGGCGGCGAGCAAUCCUCGAAUUCACUGUGGUCCAUGAUGGGCACGCAAGAGAGAAUGAACAUCUCGAGCUCUGUAGGCAGUACGAGCAUGUUCGCCUCGGGGAGCUCCUCCAGUUCUGACGAAGGGGACUUCAUGGACGAUGAGAUGGAAGACGCGAUCAUGAGCACGCCACAGCAGCUUCCUAGGAAUAGCUCGCAUAUUGGAGUGCAGACGCCAACCCAACCUAACCAUGUUAUCCCGUGGGCGCCAGAGACCUCUCCAGCCAUUACCAGCUUGUCCAGCUUCCGUACCAGGCCCCGAAGGCAACCUAAGAAGAAACUCAGGGGUUUGCUUGGGCUAGGAUUCAAUUCGGCUUCGCCUGCAGCCCUGUCACGAUCACCCCCGAGCAAUCUCGCCAAGGAGACGAGGGAUAUGCCCAUUAGCCAUUCUCGCAGAGAAAGCAUCAGCUGGGCCGCAAACCAGCUGCACAUCUCCAGUAACGAUAACGACGAUAGAGGUAUGGACGAAGGUAUGCCGACCCCAAGCAAAGAUGGUCAGAGGGGCGUCAUUAGGAGAGCCGUCACACGCCGCGGCAAUCUUCUCCCGAAAACCAAGGGAUUCGCUCGCAUUCGCGCUGCUCUUGCCGAGGAAAGCACGCCGGUCGAUGCGGAGCUACAUAGGGAAGCCGAAGUCAUCCGCCAAGUGCGGGAGAGCGAUGUCAAUCUCGAGCCCCGUAUGCAUGCUGGUCAUCCUCCACCAUUGGAUCUGGCCAACCUGCCCUCGACUGUCCAGUCCUCGCCCGACCUGAAUGCCACCUCCGGAGGCCUUGACGAUAUGCCUGAGAUGGAGAUGGAAAGCAUUCCAGGCCCGGUUAGAAAUCUGCGACACCACCCAUACAGGAUGUCACGUGGCAGAAAGCCGUCGGAAGCCCUAUCUGAUGCCAGCAGUGCAGCCGGCAUACGGACAACGCCUCCUCACAUUCCGUUCCUACCGCGCGAAUCAUCGUCGGGCAUGAGUGAGGAUAUCAACAUGGACUCGCCCUCGCAAUCUGUUCAGCAAGAUCCACAACUGCUGCAGCAGCAACAGCAGGCAGGCAUGCCUCCCACGGCCGCCGAGAUCACACGCCGGAUCAACAACAAGCGCCGGCGAGACGACGACUUCGACCCGAUGAGCAUGAAGCGACGAGCUGUGAGCCCUGGUAUGAGCACGCAUAACUCGCCGGUGGGACAGAGCCCAAUGCAGCGCGACGGUGCAUCCUGGGGUUCUCGCCAAGGCAGCACCGCUGGCGGGGACAAAGCGUCAGCCACACCCAGCGAGAAUGGUGCCAGCACUCCUGCGAGCAACGGCGUCGGCGGUAGCGGCGGCGGAGGCGGCGGCGCCUCAUCCACGACUGCGACAGCGGGCCCAUUCGCCACGGGCGCAGGUACAGCCGGGUCGGGAUCCCGGCCAGUCAGCGGUGCCGGCAAGGGCCGCGUAGGCCUGCAAGGCAUGACGGAUACCCACGACAGCUUGAUGCGUAUGAGCAUCGAGUAG
Messenger RNA from Microdochium trichocladiopsis, 2037 nucleotides. RefSeq lists its product as uncharacterized. The transcript has 2 exons. Gene Ontology annotation, cellular component: site of double-strand break. The coding region runs from base 1 to 2037 and encodes 678 amino acids. NCBI's taxonomy places the organism in Eukaryota, Fungi, Ascomycota, Sordariomycetes, Xylariales, Microdochiaceae. The record is from RefSeq and is a predicted model, not a curated record.